Messenger RNA from Phasianus colchicus (ring-necked pheasant), 2331 nucleotides. RefSeq names its product enolase-phosphatase 1 (gene ENOPH1). The record is from RefSeq and is a predicted model, not a curated record. NCBI's taxonomy places the organism in Eukaryota, Metazoa, Chordata, Aves, Galliformes, Phasianidae. Gene Ontology annotation, molecular function: magnesium ion binding; acireductone synthase activity.
AGACCCGCGCUGGGUAGAAAAUGGCGGCGGAAGAGAUCCGGGCACCGCCUGCGCCGCCCUUAUAUAGCGGCGACGGCAGCCAAUCAGCGCCGCCCGGGGAAUGCUGCAGCGCCCCCCUGCGGCGGCGCCUCCCGCGCUCUCCGCUGGCCGCCGCCAUGGGCGUGCUGCCGGUGCCGGCGGGGGUGCGCGCCAUCCUGCUGGACGUGGAGGGCACCACCACCCCCAUCGCCUUCGUGCAGGAGACCCUGUUCCCCUACAUCAGAGACAACGUGGAGCAGUACCUGCGUGCGCACUGGGAGGAGGAGGAGUGCCAGCGGGACGUGGGGCUCCUGAGGCAGCAGGCCCAGGAGGACUCGGGCCUGGACGGAGCAGUGCCGAUCCCGUUGGAAAGCGGCAGUGGGGAUGAGGAGCUGGAGCGUGUCAUCCGGGCAGUAGUGGACAACGUGCACUGGCAGAUGGCUCUGGACAGGAAGACCACGGCGCUGAAGCAGCUGCAGGGACACAUGUGGAGAGCGGCCUAUGCCACGGGGCUGGUGAAGGGAGAAGUCUUUGAGGACGUGGUUCCAGCCAUCCGGAAGUGGAGGGAAGCUGGGAUGAAGGUCUACAUCUAUUCUUCAGGGAGUGUUGAAGCCCAGAAGCUUCUGUUUGGAUACUCUACAGAAGGUGAUAUCCUAGAGCUCUUCGAUGGCCACUUUGACACCAAAAUAGGUCCCAAGGUAGAAAGCGAGAGCUACCGAAGGAUUGCUGCAAGUAUAGGAUGUGACACUAACAACAUUCUCUUCCUGACUGAUGUCCCUCGAGAAGCAAACGCAGCCGAAGAAGCGGACACUCACGUGGCUGUGGUCAUCAGACCUGGCAACGCAGGACUGACAGAUGAUGAAAAAUCGUACUACAGCCUCAUCUCAUCUUUCACUGAACUUUUCCUGCCUUCCUCCACUUAAGGAAAGUGGUGCACGCACAGAAGGCUGUGCUUCACCUGAGUUGUCCUUGUGUAACUUCAAGUAAUUUUGUCCAUGACCAGAGUCUAAAACCAAACCCACGUCAUGUAUUGGACCCACAACUAAUGCAGGUAUGGAUGGAGAGUAUGGUGUGGGGUUCCCGAUGCAGUACAUUAGGGCUGCCACAGACAGCUAGUCCUUGCUGCAGGCAAGCUGUAUAUACAGAGAAUGACUUAAAUCUUGGCUACACCUACAGCAGGUCCUAGGUACAAAACAAUAUGACUUGUGUGCUGACACUGCUUAGAGUGACACUGUCAGCCCACCAGAACAAAGUAGAGUAUACGGUAAGAAUUAAGUUCUUUAAAAAUUAAAUUCUGGACCCACCUCAUGCUGCUGCCACGUGAUGUGGGUCUGUGGGAUCCAACAGGCUGACACCACAGCCAGCUUGGCUGCAUUUCUGCCCAAACUAUCGUAGCUCCUCAGCAGCCGCUGUUGCUGCUCAGUUGUGAGCAGACCUUGCCAAACAUCCUUCUGCAUUGAAUGAGAGUUAAACCAGAGAUCUUUUCACCCAUCUUACUUUAAUCAUGCCAAUUUAUAGCAACGGUCAUGGAGCCUUUCCUUCUAUAGUCAAUAAAGCCACAGCUUUGUUUACAUUGUGUUCACUGUAUUCCAGUAUUUAGCUUUGCUGCCUGUCAUCAGUGAUCCCAGCACCUAAAGGACAAAUCUAUUUAAAAAUACAAACAAAAAACCCACUGUUUUUAUCCCUGCUUUUGCCCUCCUUGGUCCAUUCUUUAGGACAGACAAGUCUGUCUUGCUGAGGAAGCAGCAUCAUGUCCCUGUCUGUCUCAUGAUUUGACGAGGGACUGGUGGAAGUUAGGAGGUUGAACCAAGCAAUAGCAGUGGUGGUCUGACACACUGUUGCUGGUACUCAGCUCAAGAGUAUCACCCGCUACUUACUAAUUGCUGUGCAGCUCUGCUUGAACUUGCCCUCACAGCUCUGAUGAUGACAGGGCCACAACAGAUCGCCAGCACACACGCUGCCUUCCUGAGCUCUGGUGCACAUCUUCAGCUCUCCCCGUUGAAGUAGCUGCAUAAAGAACAAGCACCUGAGGAGGGAAACACGUCACGCCAGCACUGCCCUUCUAAAACUUGAUGGCAGCUGUGAGGCAGCUAAUGUGAAUGCCUUUCCAGGCUGUGUAGAGCAUGAUCCACCUUCGAGAAAGAGCCUGCUGAUUAGCACUGCUACAGUCUGUACCUGCAUGGCUGAAUGAUCCCCAGCUUCAUUAAGUGUUAAUUUGUAUCAUGACAGUGUAAAUAUCUUCUGUUCUGCCUUUGCCCUCAUAAAGCUGUGCAUGGGAUGGGGACAAAAAUAAAACUCACUUUCUCCAUAAAA